CCUCUUUACUCUUGUUUGUGUGUGCGUGAGUGAGUGAAUGAUAAAGAGAUGAGUGACAGCAUUGCAAAGACAUAUGCCUAUGUUAAUACAAAUCGGCCGAAAGAAUACUAUGAUUAUGAAUCACUUCAAGUAAAAUGGGGCACACAAGACAUGUAUGAAAUCAAGAAAAAGAUCGGCCGAGGAAAAUAUUCAGAAGUGUUUUUAGGUAUCAAUGCUUUUAAUCAGCAAAACUGCGUUAUUAAAGUAUUGAAACCUGUAAAGAAGAAAAAGAUUAAACGAGAAAUAAAGAUUUUACAAAACCUGACAGGUGGACCUAAUAUUAUCGGUUUAUUGGAUAUCGUUCGUGACCCUGAAUCCAAAGUGCCUGCCUUAAUUUUUGAAAGUGUCAAUAAUACCGAUUUUCGCGUCCUGUAUCCAACAUUCACUGACCUUGAUGUGCGUUACUAUAUGCUUGAACUAUUAAAAGCAAUCGACUAUUGCCAUUCUAUGGGUAUCAUGCAUCGCGAUGUUAAGCCUCAUAAUGUAAUGAUUGAUCAUGAAAAAAGACAGUUACGUUUGAUCGAUUGGGGAUUAGCCGAUUUUUAUCAUCCAGGAGAAAAGUAUAAUGUUCGAGUGGCUUCACGUUGUUUCAAAGGCCCUGAAUUAUUAGUGGAUUUUUACUAUUAUGACUACAGCUUGGACUUGUGGAGUUUUGGUUGUAUGCUCGCUGGCAUGAUAUUUCGCAAGGAUCCCUUCUUUAGUGGUAGUGAUAAUUAUGAUCAAUUGGUCAAGAUUGCCAAAGUACUCGGUACAGAGAAAUUGCACAUGUACCUCAAGAAAUACAACUUGACACUGGACCCACGUAUAAAGAAAAUUAUGGGAACAUACAAACAAGCUCCUUGGAGUAAAUUUAUCACUGAAGAAAACAAAAAGUAUAUCUCAGAGGAGGUACUUGAUUUAUUAGACAAGUUACUGCAAUAUGAUCAUCAGGACAGACCCACUGCCAAAGAAGCCAUGGCACAUCCUUAUUUUGGUAAAGGUUUUUUAUUAUUAUUAUUUUGUUUAGCUUGUAUUAAUACGUAUUUAUAGAUCCCGUUCGAGAUCAGCAAUAAUAAUAAUGUAGAAAAAGGAAGUCAUCAUCCUAAACCACGCUUCUUCUUUCUUCUACCUGGGUGU
Rhizopus microsporus ATCC 52813 is the source of this 1155-nucleotide messenger RNA. Its product is annotated as Pkinase-domain-containing protein. The transcript has 6 exons. Gene Ontology annotation, cellular component: protein kinase CK2 complex; nucleus; cytosol. Gene Ontology annotation, biological process: DNA damage response; protein phosphorylation; regulation of transcription by RNA polymerase I. Lineage: Eukaryota; Fungi; Mucoromycota; Mucoromycetes; Mucorales; Rhizopodaceae. Bases 49 to 1068 code for a protein of 339 amino acids. The record is from RefSeq and is a predicted model, not a curated record. Gene Ontology annotation, molecular function: protein serine/threonine kinase activity; ATP binding.